AUGAGAUCUCGGUUUCAAACAAUACCUGUUGAGGAGUGUGUUUCUGUUGAUGAACAGAUAUGUUCAACAAAGGCUAGAAGUUAUUUGAAACAACACAUGCCAAACAAGCCUCAUAAAUAUGGAUACAAAUUAUUUGUUAUUAGUGGCAUAUCUGGUUAUGCCUACGAUUUUGAGAUUUUCACUGGAGAUGAAAAUGAACCAGAAAAAAGAGUGACUGGGGAGGAAGACUUGGGAGCAAGUGCAAAUGUUGUAGUUCGACUCAGUAGGAUACUACCAAGAAAUAUGAACCACAAACUGUACUGUGACAAUUAUUACACAAGUCUGCCACUGCUUGUAUGGUUACAUAAACAAGGAAUUUACUCACUUGGGACAGUCAGAAGAAACAGAGUGCCAGACUGCAAGCUCCCUUCAGAAGCUGAGCUGAAGAAAAUGGCACGAGGUGCAUCAGUAGAGCGCGUCGCAACAGUGGAUGGUGUUGACAUAUCAAAUGUAGUGUGGAAAGAUAACAAGAGUGUGAUGUUGCUUUCUACACUUGCUGGACAGCAUCCUAUUCAUGAAGCAGGGAGGUAUGACAAAAAAACAAAGUCAAGAAUAACAAUACCUUGUCCACAAAUAAUUAAGCUCUACAAUAAACAUAUGGGAGGUGUUGACCUUCUUGACAGCAUAAUGGGUCGACAUAAAAUUCUUGUGAAAAGUCGAAAAUGGUAUAUAAGAUUGUUUUACCAUAUCCUGGACAUGGGAGUAGUCAAUUCCUGGCUGUUGUAUAGGAGAGUAGCAGAAACCAAAGGGAUUAGGAGAACUAUGAAACUCUCCGAAUUUCGAAUGGAAAUUGCUCACUGUUUGUGUCGCUCAGGUCAAACUUCAGCAAAACGUGGAAGGCCAAGUAAUGAACUCGAAAACCAAAUACAAGCUAAGAAGACAAAGGGGCCCACAGCACAUGUACCUCCACAAGAUGUAAGGCUGGAUCAACUUGAAAUAAAAAAUCAUGCAUUUAAGGGUUAA
Messenger RNA from Schistocerca piceifrons (Central American locust), 1002 nucleotides. Its product is annotated as piggyBac transposable element-derived protein 2-like. The coding region runs from base 1 to 1002 and encodes 333 amino acids. The transcript is spliced from 2 exons. NCBI's taxonomy places the organism in Eukaryota, Metazoa, Arthropoda, Insecta, Orthoptera, Acrididae. The record is from RefSeq and is a predicted model, not a curated record.